Molecule: messenger RNA, 1407 nt
Organism: Adineta ricciae
Lineage: Eukaryota; Metazoa; Rotifera; Eurotatoria; Adinetida; Adinetidae
Source: the annotation of a GenBank genome assembly
AUGAUUCAACUAAGUAUAUGUAUGAUAAUUAUAAUUCUAUCAGUUCAAGCAUCUUCUGAACCAGUUGGCACAACGAUUGAUCCUAAGCAUGAGUUACUGACAGAAAUUGUCGGAAGAUACCGUUUGGCAGCUCGACAUUUUCGUGAAAGUCAGACGAUCUUACCAUUUGACAUUCAAUUUCCCGUUCAUGAAAUCCUCAAAAUUGAUUCGUCUACUAAUGAAUACGUUUUCCGUGCUACAAUUCAACUUGAUUAUCAAUUCGACCUUCUUCAUUGGGAUGUGAAUGAUACACGAAUCCGCUAUCGUGAUAUUGAUGAAAUUCUUCUCACUAAAACACUUCUACAAUCACUUUGGCUGCCUGAUAUUCACUUGCUCGAUGACGAUUCUCUUUCAUUUGACAUUGAAAACGAAUCAGCUAAAGUGACUCGUGAUGGGCAGAUACGUUGGAUCCGUCGUGGUCUGUUCAAAAUUAUCUCUCCUAUUGAUCUAACCUAUUAUCCAUUUGAUCGUCAAUACCUUCGACUAGAUAUGUACAAUCGAGAGCAACGAUUAAAGUUGCAGUACCAAGAAAUGAAUAUUUCAAAUAUCAUUUCUGAACAGCCGCGUCCCUUGAGUGUCUGGUCAAGAAUAUUCGAUAUACCGGAUUUGAAAAGCUCAAAUGAAAACAAUUCCUUCACUUUUCAACAUACAAAUCAUACAAGUAGACCAAUACUUUCACGUGGAUGGUUUAUUCGAACGCUUGGUAUCGAACCAAAACUGACAAAUCAAAAUUUAGAUAAACUCAGUAUCUAUGUUCUUAUGCAACGUCGUCGGGAAUCUCAUAUAUACACAACCAUUCUGCCUACAUUAUUCUUCUCUGUAUUCAUCUUCGUUUUCUACUUCGCAUCGAUUGAAUCGUAUCAACGUUUAAUCGUUGGUCUUCUACACAUAUUCGCAACACUGAUGUUUAUCAUUCAUCUCGAUCGGAAAAUAUCGGCUGAACAAUUAUCUUAUACACCAUUGAUCAUUCGAUAUUUAUCAAUCAUAUUCCUAUUGGAAAUUCUAUCCUUAUUCUUCGAUCAUAUUAUUCAUUUGAUUUACUACGGUGGGAUACAUUUCAUAUCGAAUUGGUUAUGUAAGAAUGGAAAUGAUGAAACCCAAGGAGCACGCUUAUCUCAGGUGAAACUGCUAACCCGUGGUUCACAUCGAAAUUAUGCGGAUCAUAGUGGCGGAUCGGAUUUCUUAUUGAAAAAAUUAGUCGAACGAGAAGAAUCGUUGAAAAUUGAAGAUUAUCAACGUUACCAAUGGCAUAAACAAGCGCGUCUCAGCGAAUGUUUAUGUUGUUCAUUUUUUCUCUUUAUUAUUCUUGCCAUAUUUGUUUCAAUGUUCUUCAUUUUCCCAACAUUUGCUUUAUCGAAAAUGACUUAG